Corylus avellana is the source of this 3107-nucleotide messenger RNA. Its product is annotated as pleiotropic drug resistance protein 3. The record is from RefSeq and is a predicted model, not a curated record. NCBI's taxonomy places the organism in Eukaryota, Viridiplantae, Streptophyta, Magnoliopsida, Fagales, Betulaceae. Gene Ontology annotation, molecular function: ATP hydrolysis activity; ABC-type transporter activity; ATP binding. Gene Ontology annotation, cellular component: membrane.
AUGGAUACAAACUAGAAGAGUUUGUUCCACAAAAGACUUCAGCUUAUAUUAGCCAAAAUGACGUGCACAUUCCUCAGAUGACUGUGAGGGAAAUACUGGACUUUUCAGCCCGUUGUCAGGGUGUCGGAAGCCGGGCAGAGGUUAUGAUGGAAGUCAGUAAAAUGGAGAAGGAAGCUGGAAUUGUUCCGGAUCUAGACAUAGACACUUACAUGAAGGCAAUUUCUGUUGAAGGACUAAAAAGAACACUUCAAACAGACUACAUACUAAAGAUCCUCGGACUUGAUAUCUGUGCUGACAAUCUACUUGGAGAUGCAAUGAGAAGAGGUAUAUCUGGUGGUCAGAAAAAGAGAGUGACUACAGGGGAGAUGAUUGUAGGUCCUACAAAAGCUCUGUUUAUGGAUGAAAUCACAAAUGGCUUAGAUAGUUCCACUGCAUUUCAAGUUGUUACUUUUCUUCAGCAGCUGGUGCAUAUCACAGAUGCUACAGUACUGGUUUCGCUUCUUCAGCCAGCACCAGAAACCUUUGAUCUCUUUGAUGACCUCAUUUUAAUGUCAGGAGGAAAGAUUGUGUAUCAUGGUCCACGAGAUCAUGUUCUAGAGUAUUUUGAGGAUUGCGGCUUUAGAUGCCCUGAAAGGAAAGGGAUUGCUGAUUUUGUCCAAGAGGUUAUCUCUAGGAAAGAUCAAGCACAGUACUGGCAUCACACAAAAGUACCUUACAGUUAUGUUUCAGUUGACAUUUUCUCUAGGAAGUUCAAGGAGUCUCCUUAUGGGAAGAAGCUAGAUGAGGAGCUCUCAGAGCCAUAUGAUAAAUCCCAAAGCCAUCAGAAUGCUCUCUCAUUUAGUCCAUAUUCUCUUUCUCAAUGGGAACUUUUCAAAGCUUGUGCGUCGAGGGAACUUCUUCUCAUGAAAAGGAAUUCUUUUAUCUAUAUAUUCAAAACAACUCAGCUUGUUAUUACUGCAUUUAUCACGAUGACUCUAUUUUUACGGACUCGCAUGGAUGUUGAUGUUAUGCACGCAAAUUACUAUUUGGGUUCCUUGUUUUGUGCUCUUAUCGUCUUCCUUUUUGAUGGGAUGCCAGAGUUGUCCAUGACUGUUCAAAGGCUUGAAGUAUUCUACAAACAUAAAGCAAUGUCUUUCUACCCAGCUUGGGCUUAUGCAGUUCCAGCAAGCGUUCUAAAGAUUCCUCUUUCAUUUGUGGAAUCUCUAGUUUGGACAUCCCUUACAUAUUAUGUUAUUGGCUAUAGUCCUGAGGUUCAGAUGUUCUUCCGCCAGUUUUUUCUACUUUUUGCGGUGCACUUCUCUUCAUUAUCCAUGUUCCGUUUCCUGGCCUCAGUCUUCCAGACUAAUAAUGCUUCGUUGACAGCUUCUAGUUUUGCAAUAUUAUUUAUUGUAUUAUUUGGCGGCUUCAUCAUCAACAAAUCUUCUAUACCUGUUUGGUUGAAGUGGGGUUUCUGGGUUUCUCCCCUGACGUAUGGAGAGAUAGGCCUUUCUGUAAAUGAAUUUCUUGCCCCAAGAUGGCAGAAGAUGUUGUCCACAAACAUUACAAUAGGGCGAGAAAUACUUGAAAGUCGAGGACUAAACUUUAAUGGAUACCUAUAUUGGAUAUCACUUGGUGCCUUAUUUGGAUUUGCAUUAGCUUUCAACAUUGGAUACAUCCUGGCCUUAACUUUCUUGAAGUCUCCUGGAUCAUCUCGUGCUAUUAUUUCGCAUGAAAAGCUCUCCAAAAUUCAAGGAAGUGAAGAUUCACACCAUGAUGCCCAUGUGGACAAAAAAUCUAGAAAUUUUCCUCCACAUACUAAUAUGGAACCACAUAAAGGCAGGAUGGUCUUACCUUUUACACCAUUAACAGUAGUGUUUCAAGAAGUGCAAUACUAUGUUGACACUCCCUUGGAAAUGAGGGAAAGGGGAUUCACCAACAAAAAACUCCAACUUCUUUCUGAUAUUACUGGUGCAUUGAGGCCUGGUGUUCUUACAGCAUUAAUGGGUGUCACUGGAGCUGGGAAAACAACUCUUCUUGAUGUUCUAGCAGGGAGAAAGACAAGUGGCUAUAUCAAAGGGCAAAUAAAGAUUGGAGGGUAUCCCAAGGUUCAAGAAACGUUUGCUAGGAUAUCUGGUUACUGUGAGCAAACUGAUAUACAUUCUCCUCAAAUCACUGUAGAAGAAUCGGUCAUGUUUUCUGCUUGGCUCCGUUUGUCUCCUGAGAUAGACUCAAAAACUAAAGCUGAAUUUGUGGACGAAGUCCUGGAGACUAUUGAGCUUGAAGAAAUAAAGGAUGCCUUAGUAGGCAUACCUGGGAUUAGUGGUCUAUCAACUGAGCAGCGUAAGAGGCUUACAAUAGCUGUGGAGCUUGUUGCCAACCCUUCUGUUAUCUUCAUGGAUGAACCAACAACGGGUUUGGAUGCAAGAGCAGCUUCAAUUGUGAUGCGAGCAGUGAAGAAUGUAGUUGAUACAGGAAGAACAAUUGUUUGUACCGUCCACCAACCUAGUAUUGACAUAUUUGAAUCAUUUGAUGAGCUGAUCCUUCUAAAAGCUGGUGGACACAUGAUAUACUCUGGACCAUUAGGACAGCAUUCAAGUAGGGUUAUUGAAUAUUUUGAGGGUAUUCCGGGAGUUCCAAAGAUCAGAGAUAAUUAUAAUCCAGCAACAUGGAUGUUAGAGGUCAUUUCUACAUCUGCAGAAGUUGAACUUGGUGUAGAUUUUGCCCAUAAAUACAGGGAGUCUACUUUAUAUGAGAACAACAAAGAGCUUGUAAGGCAGUUGAGUACUCCACUUCCUGGUUCAAAAGAUCUGCAUUUUCCUACCCGCUUUUCACAAAAUGGUUGGGGACAAGUCAAGUCUUGCCUAUGGAAACAGCAUUUGGCUUAUUGGAGGAAUCCUGGAUACAACUUGAUGCGUAUCAUUCAUGCGCUUGUAGCAGCUUUAUUAUUUGGGGCAUUAUAUUGGAACCAAGGAAAAAAAUUCAGAACUUGUUCAACACAUUCGGUUCAAUGUAUGUGGCUGUGUUCUUCUUGGGCAUAAAUAACUGCUUAACAGUUAUACCACUUGUCGCAACAGAGCGAAAUGUUAUGUAUCGGGAAAGAUUUUCAAGGAUGUACUCUUCAUGGGCUU